AUGAAUGUGUGCGUGAUAGCGCUGCUGGGGUCAACAUUUGUGCCGGCCACGGUCCGCACCCGCGGCGUCCUCAAGGCGUCCACCAACCGCGUGCGCACCAGCACCGCGCUGCAGGGAAACUCGAUGUGGGAGAACGUGAUCGGCAUCACGGAGCAGCAGGCGGGCACCAACACGGGUGUCGAGGCCCUCAUCAACGCACCCACCAUCGGCGGCGGGCGCAAGGCCACGCAGGCGCGGCGCCAGGCGGCGGCGGAGGCCGUCAUGGCCACCGGCGGCUUCGACACCUCCAUCACCAACUAUCAGUCGCUCCUGGCCAUCGCCAAGCAGCAGGGCGCGGUGGGGCAGGGCUCCCGCGGUGCCUGCAAGGUCUGCGGCCAGACGGGGCACCUGACAAAGCAGUGCCGCAACGCGGUGGCCGCGGGCGGCGGCGGCGGCGGCGAGGAGGAGGGCGGCGGCGCGCCCGUGGCGGCGCUGCCGGAGCCGGGCAGCGACGGCGGGGACAGCCUGGACUUCAGCGACAGCAGCGACGAGGAGCUGCGCAGGAAGAAGCGGAAGAAGGAAAAGCGGCGCAAGGAGGAGCGCAAGGAGAAGAAGCGGCGCAAGGAGAAGCGGCACAAGAAGGAGAAGAGGAGCAAGAAGGAGAAGAAGGAGAAGAAGCGGCGGCACAGCUCGUCGGGCAGCAGCAGCAGCAGCGAAUCCGACUGA
Molecule: messenger RNA, 705 nt
Organism: Chlorella variabilis
Lineage: Eukaryota; Viridiplantae; Chlorophyta; Trebouxiophyceae; Chlorellales; Chlorellaceae
Exons: 4
Coding region: 1-705 (234 amino acids)
Molecular function (GO): nucleic acid binding; zinc ion binding
Source: RefSeq, a predicted model, not a curated record